Messenger RNA from Apodemus sylvaticus (European woodmouse), 1209 nucleotides. It is a transcript of the gene Lhx5, whose product is annotated as LIM homeobox 5. Gene Ontology annotation, biological process: regulation of transcription by RNA polymerase II; neuron differentiation. The transcript has 5 exons. Gene Ontology annotation, cellular component: nucleus. The record is from RefSeq and is a predicted model, not a curated record. Lineage: Eukaryota; Metazoa; Chordata; Mammalia; Rodentia; Muridae. Gene Ontology annotation, molecular function: DNA-binding transcription factor activity, RNA polymerase II-specific; RNA polymerase II transcription regulatory region sequence-specific DNA binding. The coding region runs from base 1 to 1209 and encodes 402 amino acids.
AUGAUGGUGCACUGUGCCGGCUGUGAGCGGCCCAUCCUCGACCGCUUUCUGCUGAACGUGCUGGACCGCGCGUGGCAUAUCAAAUGUGUUCAGUGCUGCGAGUGCAAAACCAACCUCUCGGAGAAGUGCUUCUCCCGGGAGGGCAAGCUGUACUGUAAAAACGACUUCUUCAGGCGCUUUGGCACAAAGUGUGCCGGCUGUGCGCAAGGUAUCUCUCCCAGCGACCUCGUGCGUAAGGCCAGGAGCAAAGUCUUCCACCUCAACUGCUUCACCUGCAUGGUAUGCAACAAGCAGCUGUCCACCGGAGAGGAACUCUACGUGAUUGACGAGAACAAGUUUGUGUGCAAGGACGACUACUUAAGUUCCUCCAGCCUCAAGGAGGGAAGCCUCAACUCGGUGUCGUCCUGUACGGACCGCAGUUUGUCCCCGGACCUCCAGGAUCCGUUACAGGAUGACCCCAAAGAGACCGACAACUCGACCUCAUCGGACAAGGAGACCGCUAACAACGAGAAUGAGGAACAGAACUCUGGCACCAAACGGCGGGGCCCGCGCACCACCAUCAAGGCCAAGCAGCUGGAGACGCUCAAGGCGGCCUUCGCAGCCACGCCCAAGCCCACGCGCCACAUCCGCGAACAGCUGGCACAGGAGACAGGCCUCAACAUGAGGGUCAUUCAGGUGUGGUUUCAGAACCGAAGGUCCAAAGAACGCCGCAUGAAACAACUGAGCGCUCUGGGUGCCCGGAGACACGCCUUCUUCCGGAGUCCGCGGCGCAUGCGUCCCCUGGGCGGCCGCUUGGACGAGUCUGAGAUGUUGGGGUCUACCCCAUACACUUAUUACGGAGACUACCAAAGCGACUACUACGCUCCGGGAGGCAACUACGAUUUCUUCGCGCACGGCCCGCCGUCACAAGCGCAGUCCCCGGCCGACUCCAGCUUCCUGGCAGCAUCGGGACCUGGCUCGACGCCGCUGGGCGCGUUGGAACCGCCGCUGGCCGGGCCUCACGGCGCGGACAACCCCAGGUUCACCGACAUGAUCUCGCACCCGGACACGCCGAGCCCCGAGCCGGGCCUGCCUGGCGCGCUGCACCCCAUGCCGGGAGAGGUGUUCAGCGGCGGGCCCAGCCCGCCCUUCCCCAUGAGCGGCACCAGCGGCUACAGCGGACCCCUGUCGCACCCCAACCCUGAGCUCAACGAAGCGGCCGUAUGGUAA